GGCGGAAGCGGAAGAGGACCCACUGUCCGGGGUUGCCCUCAGCUAAGGUUUUAGUUGUGCAAUGCGAGAUACUGAUUAAAUCUCAGAGCCUUAUCUGCCUGCAGAGUGGGCGAGGGGACCCCUGCAAGUGUAGGAAGCAGGAAGUUCGCUCCCCAAAGAAAAGAGCUGCAUGACAGAAUUGUACAGGGUCGCUAGAGGUCGGUCUCGGUCCGCGCCAGUCUCCAGGCCAUGGCGCAAGAGGAUCCCUGAGUGAUCCCCAGGAGCUGAUUGAUGAGGAAACAUGCCUUGCACGUGUACUUGGAGGAACUGGAGACAGUGGAUUCGACCCUUAGCUGUGGUCAUCUACCUGGUGUGCAUAGUCGUUGCAGUUCCCCUGUGCGUGUGGGAAUUACAGAAAUUGGAGGUUGGAAUACACACCAAGGCUUGGUUUAUUGCUGGAAUCUUUUUGCUGUUGACUAUACCUAUAUCGCUGUGGGGAAUCCUACAACACCUCGUGCAUUACACCCAACCUGAACUACAAAAACCAAUCAUAAGAGUUCUUUGGAUGGUACCCAUAUACAGUUUAGAUAGUUGGGUAGCUUUGAAAUAUCCCAGGAUUGCAAUAUAUGUGGAUACCUGCAGAGAAUGCUAUGAAGCUUAUGUCAUUUACAACUUUAUGAUAUUCCUUACCAAUUAUCUAACUAAUCGAUAUCCAAAUCUGGUAUUAAUCCUUGAAGCCAAAGAUCCACAGAAACAUUUCCCUCCUUUAUGUUGCUGUCCACCAUGGGCUAUGGGAGAGGUGUUGCUAUUUAGAUGUAAACUGGGUGUGCUGCAGUACACAGUUGUCAGACCUGUCACCACCAUCGUUGCUUUAAUCUGUGAGCUGCUUGGUAUAUACGAUGAAGGAAAUUUUAGCUUUUCAAAUGCUUGGACUUACUUGGUUAUAAUAAACAAUAUGUCACAAUUGUUCGCCAUGUAUUGCCUCCUGUUAUUUUACAAAGUUCUCAAAGAAGAGCUGAAACCGAUCCACCCUGUUGGCAAAUUUUUGUGUGUAAAAUUGGUAGUUUUUGUUUCUUUUUGGCAAGCAGUCGCCAUUGCUCUACUGGUAAAAGUCGGCGUUAUUUCUGAGAAGCAUACAUGGGAGUGGCAAACUGUAGAAGAGGUGGCCACGGGACUCCAGGACUUUAUUAUCUGUAUUGAGAUGUUUUUGGCGGCAGUUGCCCAUCAUUACACCUUUUCCUAUAAACCAUAUGUUCAAGAAGCAGAAGAGGGCUCGUGCUUUGAUUCCUUUCUGGCCAUGUGGGACGUUUCAGAUAUUGCAGAUGAUAUUUCUGAACAAGUAAGGAAUGUUGGACGGACAGUCAGGGGACAUGCUAGGAAGAAAUUUUUUCCAGAGGAUCAAGAUCAAAAUGAACAUACAAGCUUACUAUCAUCAUCAUCACAAGAUGCAAUUUCCAUUGCUUCUUCUAUGCCACCUUCACCCAUGGGUCACUACCAAGGGUUUGGACACACCGUGACUCCUCAGAGUACACAUACUACAGCUAAUAUACCUGAUGUAAUACUAAAUGACACUACAGAAGAGAAAAAAGCGUGUUCAGAUAAACCUAUGGACUCCUAAACAAUGUGCAGAAGCAGACUGCUAUAUCCAUGUUAUUUCAUCACCUGGAAUCCCAUGGAUCAGAAGACUAUGCUUGGGACAAGCCAUAAUGAUGGAAAAUUUCAAAACAGAGACAGGUAAAAAGCCAGAUAAAACCAAUGGAUGUUGUAUAUCAUAAAUAAUAAAUUCAAAUUUCCUAGACUUAGGCUUGAUUCCUUAACAUUAGAGUGUUGCAUACCGAGAUGGUAGAAAAUGAAUCCAACUAAAAUGCUUCUGAUGCUACAUUUCUUUAUCAAGAGAAUGGAUAUAAAACUUCCUCCCACUGCUGCAUGAUUGUAAUGCUCUGGACAGAAAGCAUAAUUCAGAUAUGUGAGCUAGUGGAACUUAAUCAUGUGCCAUAUAAGCUUACCUAACAUUUCUCUGUUUCUUAACUGGAUACUGGAUGUCUUUCAAUAAAUAAGAAUUUAUCACUUA
Molecule: messenger RNA, 2050 nt
Organism: Cavia porcellus (domestic guinea pig)
Lineage: Eukaryota; Metazoa; Chordata; Mammalia; Rodentia; Caviidae
Gene: Tmem184c
Product: transmembrane protein 184C
Exons: 11
Coding region: 281-1597 (438 amino acids)
Biological process (GO): transport
Cellular component (GO): membrane
Molecular function (GO): transporter activity
Source: RefSeq, a predicted model, not a curated record